UCUCUCUGGGCUGACCAUUCAAGUAGUUGCCACGAGGUUUCUGGAGGCACCUGACCCUGGAGCCAGUCUUCUGAAGCAGGCAACAGGAGCUCAAGCAUCAGCCUCUAGAGCAAAGCAACAAAGCAACAGGAUAGUGUUCUUCUAGAGGAACUGAAGGCCAUCUCACUUUGCAAUGGAGAUGACAAGUAUCCGGGAGCUUCUCCCUCAUGUUGGGGAGGAGAAGUACCAGAUGCUGGAGUUGAACAAAAGGCUGGAGUCCUACCUGGGCCGUGUGAAGCUGCUGGAGGAAGAGAAUCAGCUUCUGCGUGGAGAGAUCCAGUCACUGCGCAGGAAAGGGAACACCAAAGGUCAGAAGCAAGUCCAGGAAGAAGCUCUCCACCAGGCCAGGAGAGAGGUCCAAGCUGCCUGGAUGGAGAAAGACCGUGUGGAGAUGGAGGUGAGCAAUCUGAUGGAGGAGAUGGAAGCACUGAACGCUCAGAGACAAAAAGAAAAGGCAGCACAGGCCGAAGCGAAGAGAAAACUGGCAGAAAGCAAGAAGAGGCUGGAGGAUGAGUGGAGGACACAGAUUUGGCUGAGAGAACAGGCGGCUCAUCUUCAGAAAGAGGUCACGCUGCAGGUGCAGGUCCACGAGGAGGAGAUGGAAAGCCUAAAGUCCACAACUGUCCUCACAAAGUCUGUACUACUGGCCCCUCAGUCCAAGCAAACCUUCAGCCUCCGGGAUCUGGGAGAAGACUACUCCCAGAGAGCAGCCCAGGCCUGGCAGGAGGCAGCAAGUGUGUACCAGAAACAAGUGGAGCAGCUGGAGGACAGCCUGAACCAGACCAGGACGAGCAUGACUCAGAUCAACCUGGAGAAGAAGGAGAAUCAGCUAUAUCUGCAAGAUUUAGCCAAAGAGAUGGAGAGCUCAAAAGCUAAGAGGGAGCUUCUGGAGAAGAAUAUGGAAAAGCAGAGAAACAGGCAGGGUCAGGAGCUUCAGAACCUUCAGGCUCAGGUGGAAGGCUUGGAGGCAGAGAAAGUGGACCUUAGGGAGCAGAUAGGCGACCUUUUGGUAGACCGACGCAACUUGCUCCAGAUGAAGAUGUGUCUGGGACUGGAGGUGGCCACUUACAGAGCUUUGUUGGAUAGUGAGAGCCUGAGAGUGAACAGCCAAUCACCACUCAAGACCAGCACCCAGACAGUCUCCUUUUUGGAAGCACUCCCCAAACCCCACAGGACUCAUUCAGGCACUCAGGCCACCUCAGUAUCCAGUCACUUCAGCAGCCCACUGACUACAACCUCUAGAUUAAUCACCCCCUCUAAAGCUGACCUCAUGACUCCUGCUCUUUCACGGAGCAUGACACAAAGCUCUCAGGAGACACACAGGAGGGUGCAGAUGUCUGAAAGGGAGAAAACUGGUAUGAGUGAAGAGACAACACAAUUUGAAAGAACAUCCAGAUCUAUAUCAACAAGGUCCUUCUCUGUAACAGGCGCUGUUCCUUUCACAACCGCUGAGAAAUCUCUAGAAGCGAGCUAUGUUACCACCACUUCUGCCUCUGUAGUUUCUGCCCCUAUGGUCCCUUUAGCUGUAGAAGAGCCUGGCUCCAUACCCAGUACACAUGUUGAGGAAGACUUGCAGGAGAUGCCUAUUGAGAAUCAAUCAAAUGCUGGACCACAUACGUCUGACACUGAGGAAGAAGCGGCAUUGAUUAGCCAGCUGCCAGCUGGACACCCGAGUAGCCUGCCCCCGUCUCCAGAGAGAGAGGUGCCCUUUGAUCGACAUGCAGAGGAUACAAGGGCUUCUGAUGAAGGAGAAGAUGAGGAGACUGAGGUGUCUACUGAGAUGGCUCAAAUAUCGCAUGCACCUAUGUCUGCCUGGGAGGAAAACGAUACGACUGUGCCAGAGGAGAAAGACAUUGUCUCUGAGCAGAAGUCACAGGCAAUCCGUGUUAACUAUGUCCAACAGUGUAGUGUAGAAGCUACGCUAGCAUAUCUACAACAGCUUGAUGAGAACUCUGAGAACCUGGUUUCACCAUCAUUCGCGGAAAUGUCUUUGCACUCCAUGGAUGCGAUGAACCAAGAUGAGAAAAAUUAUCAAAGUGAUAUCUUAGGUUUGGUAGAUGUAACAGAGAGGGUUAGCAAUGUCUCUGAAGAAGUGUUUCUCAAAAGUGAACCUGAAAUAAAGAAUGAGUCAACAGAAAGUUAUGAGAUAAUGGACAACAAGACUAAAGAAAUGGAAGAUAUGGUCCAGUUUGAUCAUUAUGGUACUGAAGCCAAGGAAGGACAUCAUUCUGACAUGGAAUUGCAAGAAGCUGAAACAGUAAGACAAGUAAAAGAAAGCAAAGAAGAGAAAGAGAUUGACAGAGAAGAGGAAGAGAGAGAGAAGGAUAUAGAGAAGGUGGAAGAAGAAGAUGAUGAAAAGUAUGUUGCUUUCCAAAACAAAAGCCUCACUAACACACAAAAAGAAGAUAUGGUAAAGGAUUCUUCCGAUCCACAAGAUUCUGAGACUGAGGUUGAUGUGCACAGGAGCUCUGCACAAGAACCUGCUGAGCAAGCAGAUGAGCUAGUGAUGAAGAUUAAUGACAAAGAUAGCAUGGUAGAAGAAGAUCAUCCAGAAGAGGAUAAGAGUGAUGAAGACGAAGAGUCGUUAAACAUCUCUGCUUCAUGGCGAACCGAUCCUGGUGAUGCAGACACGUUAGCGGAUACUCGUCCCCUGAUACACUACAAAAGCGAUGACGAGGCUGAUGCCAACACUCAGGCUUCUCAUUUUGGAGUGAGUGAGCACAGUGAUAGUGAAGAUGAAAGGGAGAAACACGAAGGAGCUUUAAUGUGGGGUCAAACCACUGCCAAGCGUUUUGACACUAUGGAGGAUCUGUCAGAAGAGCCAGAGAUCAUCACCUCAGAUGAUGUAGUCAUGGACAAAUCUGCUCACACAUUGGUAGAAGAGGUCAUUGAUGAGAUACCCAAUAAGGAGUCUGUAGGACUUGUGGCUGAUGAGGAUCUUCAAAGUAAAAGUGAAGACCUGGACAUCAAUGUCCACACACAGAAGGAUGAUGCUUUGGAGGAUCUCGCAGAAAAUGACUUUAGGAUUUGUGAGGAGAGAAGUGAAGAAGUUGAACUGGCUAUGAAAGAAAAGACAGAAGAGGAUAUAAAUGAGGUUCAGAACCUCCUGGUUCAGAAACAAGUCUUUAGUCUUGAAAGUUUCUUGAGUGAAACAAGGGACAUCCGUGAGCAGCCCAGCAUUGGUGAGGAUGACACUGCCUUUGCUCAAUUUGUGGUAGAACAGAACAUUGAUGAGAUACCCAAUGAGGAGUCUGUAGAACCUGUGGAUGAUGAGGAUCUUCAAAGUAAAUGUAAGGAUCAGGACAUUGAAAUUCACACUCCAAAGGAUGAUGUUUUGGUGGAUCAAUCUGUAAAUGAAUUUAAUAUUUGUGAGGAGAGUAAACAAGGUUUCAGACUUGCUAUGGAAGACAAGACAGAAGAAGAGAUCAAUCAGUUUCAGAACCUCCUGGAUGAAAGCUCAUUUACACAUUCACAACAGUUGGGUCUCGAGGCUUUUCUCAGUGAAACCAGGGACAUCAAUGAGCAGCCCAACACUGGUGAGGAUGAGACCACCAUUUCUCAAACUGUGGUAGAAGAGAACAAUGAUGAGAUAGCCAAUGAGGAGUCUGAAGAACCUGUGGAUUAUGAGGCUCUUCAAAGUAAAAGUCAUUCACAAGACAGGAGUCAAAGUUUCCUCACUGAAGCCAUUGACAGCAAUGGGCAGCCUAACAUUGAUGAGGAGGAAGCCACUAAUCCUUAUGACCACAAAAAUGAAAUUUGUGACAUGGACUACUUCACACAAAACAAGUCAGACGAUGGAGCCACCACACAGUUUGACUAUUUCCCACUAGCCACAGACUCAACACCUCAGCCUGAAGAAGCGUCCCAAGAACAAGCCCUUGAUGAAAAGCCCUCUGAAAUGUCACCAAAGCCCUCAGAGACCUCAAAUUCUGACGCAUUUCCAUUUGAAACAAUUCUGACCAAGGAAAAGGUCUGUGUGAAAGAGGAGGAAGAUGAGCAAUCACAUAUUUCAAUGGUCACUUAUGCAGACUUCACAGAUAACAUUUCUCUAUACAGUGGACCGAACAGCCGACCAGACAGCCAGACCAAUGUAGACCACUCAGACUUGGAAGAGUCCAAUAGCUCAGAGGAUGAGUCUCCCAAUGCCAGCCAGUGUUCUCAGCUUUUUAGUCAUUCAGGAAUCUCAACUGAGGAGCUAGACUCCAGCAAUGCUGCCACUGUUGGUGAAGCUUUAAAGGCUCAUGAUUCAAUGUCCCUUACAGGCUUUUUGGAAGAGACAUUAGUCAAGAGUUUUGGGCAGGACUGCUUUGCAGAAGGGGAGAAUUUAAGUCAACACCACGAGGAACAUGAGGAACUUCCAGUGGAAAACAGCAGCAGUGGAAUUGAUGAAGACUCCAACAGUGUUCCUAAAAUGCAAGAAUGUGAGACUUUGGAUUUGGACCAUCAAGACGAAACCACAGGAGCAUCUCAUGACAUCCUUAGUGCCGAGGCAGACCUUAAUGAUUUGAGACAAGACAACGAGUCAGAAAAGUUGGACAUCUUCCAAGACAAUGUUCUGAAUGAAGAACCUCAGGAACCCAAGGAAAAGGAAAACGACUCCCACAGCUUCUUCAGUUCAAGCAUAAAGGAAGACAUCUGGAACAUAUCCAAAUUCGAGAUGGCCGCUACAUAUGACUCACAUGGGUCAACAGAGACUGAGAGGUACUCACCCGACACCUUACAUCCAAACCAGAGCAUGGCCUUUGGGGAAGACUGGGGACAGAUAGGAAGCCUAAAACCAGCCAAUGGGAAACCUGAAAAAGAGAUCUCUGCAGGUCAAUCAGAUGAGGAAGAGGAAGUGGAGGAGGAAAGGGAAGAGCAGAAGAUGCCAAAGGCUAAACAGCCCCAAUGUAAAGACGCUAAGGAUGGGGUGGCAGAGGCUGUCCAAUCAGAUGACUCCAUUGAAGAAGGCGACUCCUGGUCUUCUGGUGAGGAGUAAUGCCUUUCUAAAAGCAUUGCCCUCUAAAACAGACACAAACUUUCAAUCUAGUGAUAUUUAUUGAUUUCUAUUGUUGUGGCCUUUAUAACAGUUAUUGAUAACCAAAAUAUGAACAUAGGAAAGAAAAAGGGAGUAUAAUAAGUGCAUUUUUGUGCCUAUAGCUUAUCAGAAAUGUCUGCUUGGUAGCUAUACAUGUCUUUAUAUCAAGCAGAUUGCUCAUAUAUCUGUAAUAGGAUUACUUCUCAUUGGAUUUCUUCUUAACUGAAUGUAAUAGGAGAACAAAUACAACACCCUUUGUGUUGGACCCAUUUUUGACACCCUAACCCAAUUUGGGAGAACAUUUGGAACAAUCUAUAAUAAAUAAAAUGGUGAGCAAACAAUA
This is a messenger RNA of Astyanax mexicanus (Mexican tetra), 5399 nucleotides long. It is a transcript of the gene nes, whose product is annotated as nestin. Gene Ontology annotation, cellular component: intermediate filament. Gene Ontology annotation, molecular function: intermediate filament binding; CCR5 chemokine receptor binding. The record is from RefSeq and is a predicted model, not a curated record. Gene Ontology annotation, biological process: positive regulation of intermediate filament depolymerization. Bases 173 to 5017 code for a protein of 1614 amino acids. NCBI's taxonomy places the organism in Eukaryota, Metazoa, Chordata, Actinopteri, Characiformes, Acestrorhamphidae. The transcript is spliced from 4 exons.